AAAACGGACUUCGAGAACGACGUGAAGUAAAGAUCACCUAAAGGGGUGGCUCUAGUAAGCUCGGGAUCGCGGAUUUAAGCUAGCGUGGGAAGCUUAUUCCAUGGUGUCCGCUUCCUUGCUACCUGCUAGGUAAGAAUUAACAUUUGUAGUUUCUGCCUUAAUACCUAAUUUGACACGACGUGCGACGACGACAAUUUACAAAGGAUACGGGUCUAUUCAAUUAUCCUUGAAACGCGAAAUCGUAACUUAUCAAAAUGGCGGAGCUCGCGAUUUCACCACCUCCCCCUCCCCCUCAAUGGGUUGUAGAUCUUAAUACUCCACCAUUAUCGAAGCCAAAAUCAGCAGGUAUUCCAGAUCCUCCAGGAUAUACAGCUUCCUCUUCUUCAAGCCGAAAGCAAACCACCAAAACCCCACGACAACCUCCGACUCCCGCUGAAAUGGAUACACUGAAGCUUAAGAAAGCAUGGGAAGUGGCUUUGGCUCCUGUCAAACAACUUCCAAUGACGGCGAUUAUGAUGUACAUGUCAGGAAACUCUCUUCAGAUAUUCUCCAUCAUGAUGGUGGUUAUGGCAUUCAAGAAUCCUCUGAUGGGACUUAUGGCUACAAAUCAAGCAUUUGAACGUUUUGAGAGUGAAGGGACAAGAGGAAAGUUGGGUGUUGUUAAAUUAGCAUAUGUUGCAUGUCAAGUGAUAGCUUUGGCGCUAGGAAUAUGGAAGGUUAACGGAAUGGGAUUAUUACCUACUACAAGGUCGGAUUGGUUGGCUUGGGAGACAGCAAGAGAUCCUCUAGAACGAGCUAUUCCAGCUUUCUGAGGGAUACGGCUUGCGAAGAAUGUACGUUAUGGCGUUAGGAUAUCAUGGAACUAUGAACAAUAAAGUAUAUUAGGGCGCAUAUGUCGCGCUGAUGCAAUAUAAGUCUCGUGAGCGAUUGUUUAAACGAAGUAGUCCAAAUUUCAAACAAAACACAGCACAGAGACUAUCAGCGACACAUAUGCGCAGUGUUAGAGA
This is a messenger RNA of Botrytis porri, 1007 nucleotides long. RefSeq lists its product as uncharacterized. Bases 255 to 812 code for a protein of 185 amino acids. The record is from RefSeq and is a predicted model, not a curated record. Gene Ontology annotation, biological process: protein folding in endoplasmic reticulum. The transcript is spliced from 3 exons. Gene Ontology annotation, cellular component: EMC complex. NCBI's taxonomy places the organism in Eukaryota, Fungi, Ascomycota, Leotiomycetes, Helotiales, Sclerotiniaceae.